AUGGCACGCAGCCACCUGGGCAACAUCAUCUCCGACACCACAUCGACCCUCGAUAUCCUGUCCUCGCUCUCCUCGUCCUUCAAAGCCGUCGAGGCACAGACGACCGCGUUCCGAACACAAUGCGAGGGCUUGAUCAGCGACCAGACGCGCAUCACCAAGCUGGCAGAGGACAUGGGGCAGAAUCUACGCUACUACAUGUACCUCGAGCCCACCACAAAGCGACUCAAUGCGCCCGGGGCCGGCAAGAUUGUGCGCAGCAACGAGUUCACCGAGAUGCUCGCAAACCUGGAUAGCUGCUUAGAGUACAUGCAGGCCCACUCGAAGCACAAGGAGGCAGAAACCUACCGCUCACGAUACCGACUGCUUCUUACCCGCGCCCUCACGCUUACACGCGUCCACUUCACCGAAGCUCUGCGUGAAACCGCCGCAGAUGUGUCCAAGCGAAUCGCCGAUCGUCAAUUGAACGACACCACAAUGUCCGCACUCUUGUAUGCCAAGUUCCGUGUCGGUGCGCCGGAACUGAAGAGUAUUGGAUUGGAGAUCCAGAAGCGUGCUGUGCUGCCCAAGGGAGCUGCACCAGGCACAGAAGCAGAAUAUCAGAGUCUCAUGAAGCGAACUCUACCAGAGCUAUUCCACCACACGUGGCCUAGCAUAAGCUACCUGCGCGACAUAUGCAUGGACGAGUGUGAACUCUGGCGCGAAUGGUUUGAGGGAGACGGCGGACUGUACGACUUCCUUGAGGCUAUGUGUGAGCCCUUGUACGACCACCUGCGACCACGAACUAUCCACGAGACACAGAUCCUGAAGUUGUGUGAACUCUGCACCAUGAUACAGACACGGUACAUGGAAAAAGACGAAGAUGAGGAAGAAGAGGUCGAUACAAAGAAGCUGGACUUCUCCAUCCUGGUGCAUCCUGCACUGGAAGAUGCGCAGAACCGUCUCGUCUUUCUCUCCCUAGCUGUCCUGCGCGACGACAUUGAACGAUACAAGCCUAAGCCAGAAGACCUCGACUAUCCAGCAAAGCACAAGAAGCUUGCAGCAUCCGGCGGCAAGUCGAAUCAGCCUGCACUGUCUGGUAAGAGGCAGCCAAAGUCAGAAGCACCACCUACACCAUUGAUGCCGAAAACGCCCACCGUCGUUGAAGAAGACGAUCCUGACUCUCGAUGGAACUUCAACACCGAAGCUGCAUUCAAGGACUGGUAUCCUACAUUGAGGAAAGCAAUUUGGCUACUUAGCAAGAUCUACCGGCUUGUACAUUCCUCCGUAUUCGAUGAUCUAGCCCAUCACAUUGUUCAUAGCACCACCAUGUCUCUUACACAAGCCAGCGCACUCCUGACCAAGUCCACAUCUCCCACAGACGCAGCCCUCUUCCUGGUAUCCCAUCUCCUCCUUCUCAAGCAGCAAAUUGUCGCCUUCGACAUCGAGUUCGUUACCCCUGAGACUGAAGUGCAAUACAACAUGACCAGCAUCACCAACACCUUCUGGGAACUCCGAUCCCGCGGUGGCCUCUUCAACCCACGCAACCUCGUCGGCCUUCUAAUCCCCAAAGUCGUGGAAAACAUGCUCGACGCCAAAGCCGAAGUUGACGCUCGAUUACGCCAAGCCAUCAACGAUUUCACAGGCCAAUUCGUCGCACGCAUGACCGCUCCAAUCGACACCAAGAACGGCAAAAAGGUUCCCGUCGCGGAAGCCCCAGCACGCACCGCAAAGAUCAGACAGAACAUCGAGCAUGAAGUCCCCUUUCUCAGGACAAAAUUAGAGGAGUACAUCACCGACCAUCGCACUCGCGAAAUGCUCGUCGCGGCUGUAAUGGAAUCCGUCACGCAGACGUAUGAAGAGUGGUUCGAUACAUCCUACACGCCUUCCAUCGCAGGUUCCAACGGCGCGGGACGCAGCACCAAGGGCAAAGGCAGGGAAGAUGGCGUCUGGGAUCCCGAUGUGUUUAAUGAGUGGUGUAACAGCACCUUCAAAGUUGGAACUCUCGGACUGGGAAUGGAGGAUGGGAGCAAUGAUGAGGAUGACGAAGACGACGGGAGUAGUGCGGGCAGUAUGAGGACAGGAACGGAUCGCGUUGGCUUGGGGUUGAGUAUUAAAAUGUAG
Molecule: messenger RNA, 2100 nt
Organism: Parastagonospora nodorum SN15
Lineage: Eukaryota; Fungi; Ascomycota; Dothideomycetes; Pleosporales; Phaeosphaeriaceae
Exons: 3
Coding region: 1-2100 (699 amino acids)
Biological process (GO): autophagy; Golgi organization; intra-Golgi vesicle-mediated transport
Cellular component (GO): membrane; cis-Golgi network; COG complex
Source: RefSeq, a predicted model, not a curated record